AUGCUUCCAGCGACAUUGCGAGGGGCUGGGGGCGAUGAUUGGAGCUUUGUUUUUUUUUUGUUUCUUUUUUUUGACUGUGUUGUGGAGGGGUUUGGCGGCGGUGUAGUGGGUGUUCGAAAGACGCAGUGGAGUCACUCGCUGCGUCUACCGUUGCCCUCCCAGUCUUGUAGCCGUGGCACCCCCUCCGCCGCCCGUGGCGAGGCACGUGGUGUGGCCCAGCACGCUGCCGAGCACAGCCAUCGGCGUUGGCUGCGAGAAGGCAGGGCAGCCUUGCUGGUGCGGGCACGCGUUUUUUUUUUUUUUACUGUUGUGUGGCGGAUGAGGAGCGACGUGAGGCCGUUGCAAUGCGUUACGGCCCGUGUGUCUUUGGGCGUCUCUUAG
Molecule: messenger RNA, 381 nt
Organism: Trypanosoma conorhini
Lineage: Eukaryota; Euglenozoa; Kinetoplastea; Trypanosomatida; Trypanosomatidae
Exons: 1
Coding region: 1-381 (126 amino acids)
Source: RefSeq, a predicted model, not a curated record